ACCACGUGGAAGCGACCCUCCAACACAUUGGCUUUAUCGCAUCAACGCAUCUUCAAUCAAGGCUUUAAGCUGAAUCCGUUAUCUUCGGCCGAGUCUUUUUGCUAGAAGCUUAUCUUAGUCUGCUUAUCACGUUUCAUCGUAACCAACCUUGAUUGGAUCAAGGCGCAGAUUUACAGGGGUAAUGGCCAAGCUAAACUUGUUACUGCCACCGGCGAGAGCCGUCAGAUCCGUUGUUGUUAACGGUUUGGGGGUGAUGUUGGACUUGGGAUGACGAUCCGGCAGCUGAGUUCCGAUCAGAUGGGGAGUUCCGCGAUGAUAAUGAAGGGAUUAUAUAUACUAAGGUUGCAUUUGUAUCAAGACGAUAUGGCAGGUGUAGAUUCUUUGCCGUCCAAGUCUCUCAUUGCCGACUCGCUAGGUAACCUUGGUUCAUCAUGAAGUCAAUCGCUGCCCCCAGCCUCCUGGCUGCUCUUCUCACUACACCCGCUCUCUCAAAGCCAGUCGUCGAUGAGAAGUAUCCCUACAAGGGCCCUGCAGUUCCUGUCGGCGAUUGGGUCGAUCCCACCGUCAACGGCAAUGGAAAAGGAUUCCCUCGUCUCGUUGAACCUCCGGCCGUGAAGCCUGGCUCUUCAAACCCCAGCAACAACGUCAACGUUAUUUCGCUGUCGUAUAGUCCUGGCGGUAUCAACAUUCACUACCAGACUCCCUUCGGGCUUGGUGCUGCGCCUGCGGUUCAUUGGGGAACGAGUGCGUCUGAGUUGAAGAAUAAGGCUACUGGUUCGACUACCACCUACGACCGCACUCCUCCUUGUUCCGCCGUCAAGGCUGUUACGCAGUGCAAUCAGUUCUUCCACGAUGUUCAGAUCAGCGACCUCAAGCCUGGCAAGACUUACUAUUACCAGAUUCCUGCUGCUAACGGAACUACCAAGUCUGAUGUCCUCAGCUUCACCACUGCUCGUGAAGCAGGUGACAAGUCAGAGUUCACCAUCGCAGUUCUCAACGAUAUGGGAUACACUAACGCAGCUGGUACUUACAAGUAUCUCAACAAGGCUGUUUCUGAUGGCGCUGCUUUUGCCUGGCACGGUGGUGACCUGAGCUAUGCUGAUGAUUGGUUCUCGGGCAUUCUGCCUUGCGAGGAUGACUGGCCUGUUUGUUACAACGGAACUUCAACCAGUCUUCCCGGCGGUGGCCCUAUUCCUGAUGACUACAAGACUCCUCUUCCCAAGGGCGAGGUCGCUAACCAGGGCAGUCCCCGUGGUGGUGACAUGAGCGUUCUGUACGAGUCAAACUGGGAUCUCUGGCAGCAGUGGCUCAACAGUAUCACCCUCAAGAUUCCCUACAUGGUUGUCCCCGGUAACCACGAAGCCACCUGCGCCGAAUUCGACGGCGGCAACAACACUCUAUCUGCCUAUCUCGACAACGACAAGAGCAACGGAACACAGCCCAACACCACGCUCAACUACUACUCCUGCCCUCCCUCGCAGCGCAACUUCACAGCUUUCCAGAACCGCUUCCACAUGGCUGGCGACAAGUCCGGCGGUGUUGGCAACUUCUGGUACUCGUUCGACUACGGUCUAGCUCACUUUGUGUCCAUCAACACAGAGACCGAUUACGCCAACAGCCCUGAGAAGCCGUUUGCUGCGGAUCUCAAGGGUGAUGAGACGCAUCCCAAGGCGAAUGAGACUUAUGUCACUGAUUCUGGUCCCUUUGGCGCUGUGCAUGGUUCUUAUAAUGAUACCAAGAACUACGAGCAGUAUCAGUGGUUGGCUAAGGAUCUUGAGAGCGUUGAUCGAUGCAAGACCCCUUGGGUAAUCGUCAUGGGUCAUCGUCCUAUGUACAGCUCCGAGGUGGCUAAGUACCAGGUUAACAUCCGUGCUGCUUUUGAGGAUCUGAUGUUGAAGAACAAUGUCGAUGUCUACAUUGCCGGUCACAUCCACUGGUAUGAGCGUCUUCAGCCCAUGGGCCACAACGGCACCAUCGACUCUGGCUCCAUCAUCAACAACAACACCUACAAGACCAACCCCGGAAAGUCCAUGGUUCAUCUCGUCAACGGAGCUGCCGGUAACCUUGAGAGCCACAGCGUUCUUGAUGGCGAGCCUCGUCUCAACAUGACCAUGUUCCUUGACCAGACACACUUUGGUUUCGCCAAGUUGACUGUUCAUAACGAAACUGCUCUUUCUUGGAACUUUGUCCACGGUGACGGUGGUGUUAUUGGCGAUGAGCUUACUGUCUUGAAGGAGAGUGCUUCGAAGUGCACUGCUUCUGGCUCUGGAAACUCUUCUUCGUCUGGAGGCGCCAGCGGUACCAAGGCCCCGGUUGCUACUCCUACCAGCGCUGGUACCAAGACAUUUGUCUCUGGCGUUCUUGGCCUCCUUGUUCUCGCUCUGGCUUUGUAGAGGACAGAUAUAGAUGGUACCUUUGUUGUUAGGCAUUCUUCCCUGAGAGGACUUGUGAUACAUAAUCAGAUAAUUGAGUCGAUUUCUACUCUCAAUUGGGUCAGCCAUAUGGCCUCGGACUUUGUGCUACGUGAAGUAAUAUCUUGUCCGAGUCCCGGAUUGAUAAGAAGAGAACGAUUGAUAAGAAGAGAAUGAACGAUAAGAAGCAGCACCACUUUGGUCUCGCGCAUGCAUUGUAGCAUUCAUACGAACCCAGACAUCCGUUUCACUGACAUGUUAGCCUAUGCUUUCUUUU
Fusarium odoratissimum NRRL 54006 is the source of this 2688-nucleotide messenger RNA. Its product is annotated as acid phosphatase. Lineage: Eukaryota; Fungi; Ascomycota; Sordariomycetes; Hypocreales; Nectriaceae. Bases 432 to 2393 code for a protein of 653 amino acids. Gene Ontology annotation, molecular function: metal ion binding; acid phosphatase activity. The transcript has 3 exons. The record is from RefSeq and is a predicted model, not a curated record.